This is a messenger RNA of Salvelinus namaycush (lake trout), 1101 nucleotides long. RefSeq lists its product as uncharacterized. Gene Ontology annotation, cellular component: plasma membrane. The coding region runs from base 1 to 1101 and encodes 366 amino acids. The transcript is spliced from 5 exons. Lineage: Eukaryota; Metazoa; Chordata; Actinopteri; Salmoniformes; Salmonidae. The record is from RefSeq and is a predicted model, not a curated record.
AUGUGGCCCCUGGUGUGUGCACUGGCCCUGGCUGCAUGCUCGUCGGUCAGCCCCCUCCUCCAAGAGACCACCUCUGAUCCUCCCAUUUCUACAGAGACACGGACUGAAGUACGGACACAGCCAGACCAUCAGACAGAGGCACAGACACGUGCAGAGUUUCAGACCCAGCCAGAGCUACGGACAGAGGCACAGACUGUGGCACAGACACAGGCAGAGCUACAGACACAGCCUGAGCUACAGACGGGGUCCCCAACAGAGUUAGAGUCACAGGCAGCUACCAGCAACCACACAGGUCUGUUGUGUGUGUCCGUGCUUCCCCCGAGGCGGGGGUCGUUCUAUGUAGAGCGUGGGACGGGGGUGUCGGUGGGUACAGUGCUGGCCUUCUGGUGCAGGGAGGGCUACCAGCUGGUGGGCAGUGAUAAGAUCUCCUGCAGCGUCCGGGCAGGCAAACCCCAGUGGAGCAACUUCCUGCCAGUCUGUGAGGCCAUCCCGAGGCCAGAGGACCGGGGUCUGCGCGUGGCCGUGCUGGCUUCGGUGGUCAGUGGCAUCGUCAUCCUGGCAAUGUCGCUCUCCUUCAUCAUCUGCUGCCUGCAGGAACGCACUGGGAAGGACAGGGGCUCCAGGAGGGACGGCAGGAGCAGGCGUAGAGACACGCGGUCUUCUCGGCGUAGUGAGUGCUGGCUGGAGAGAGAGGAGGGGGAUUGGGACACGUACCCCCCUCCUAAGAUCUUCCACCUGUCCCAGCGGCCGGACCUCCGGCUGGCUGCAGAGAGCCCGGUCUACCUGGGGGGCAUGGCCGGCUUCGACAACCGCGGAUACCAGAGGAGUCAGGAGAGCCUACUGAAGGCCCCGCUUCCUGGUCUGUUCCGGGCAGAGAGUCAGAUCAUCUACCCCCACGUAGUGCUCCAGAGAGUCCCCACCCCCACCGCCCCGACUGCCCCUACAGCCCCUGUUUACCUCCACAACAUGCCCUCCAACUCUGCCUCCAACUCUGGAUGUGCUCCCUCACAGCCACACCACAUGCCCCCAUACCCUACCCCGCAGUAUCCUAUCCAAAACUCCACCCCCCAGCGAGUUCCAUGGCAAACGCAGCCCCAUUGA